AUGGACGAAAGAUCGGAUGCUGGCCUUAACGAGCAAACAGCAACCGAUAGUCAUCAAAACGAUGAAGAUUCCAAUUAUAAACAAAUCAAACGGAAACAUGAAGACAAUCAAAGUGGCGAUCAAUUCUCCAGUAUCAUUAAUUUAUUUGAAUGUCCGGUCUGUUAUGAUUACGUUUUACCACCUAUUAAGCAGUGCACUAGAGGCCAUCUCAUUUGUGAAAAAUGCCGAUUGAAAAUUCUCAAAUGUCCAGUGUGCAAUGAAACAUUCGAAACCGACGUUCGAAAUUUACAAAUGGAAAAAUUGGCUAGAACCUUAGUUUUUCCAUGCAAAUUUAGACAAUCUGGUUGUCAACUUUGCUUUUCGCCUGAUGAAAGAAAGAUUCACGAAGAUUCUUGCCCAUUUCGUAUUUAUAGCUGCCCUUUCCCGAUUACGUGUCGAUGGCAAGGCUCGCUGGAUUCUGUAGUCUCUCAUAUUGUCAAUAGUCAUAAAACAGUCCCUAUGCAAGAUGGUGAAGAUGUUGUUUUUUCAUUUGUUAUCACUAGUGAGGUUACUGUGUGGGCUAUGAUACAAAAAUGUCACGAUCAACACUUUUUAGUGCUUGUCCGUAAAAUAGAAAUGUCCCAUUACAUCUAUCAACUUUAUGCCCUCGUUCAAGUCAUUGCGCCUAAAUCGAUUGCUCGCAAUUUCGCCUAUGUUUUAACGUUGAAGGACGAACAACGCCGCUUAGCUUUGGAAUCCUCACCCAUUAGUAUUAAUGAUUGUAUUGAUGACGCUAUUGCAGUACGCGAUUGUCUUUCAGUAGACUUUGUAACUGCCAAGUCUUUCAGUCAAGAUGGCAAUAUUCGCCUCUUGGUUGCUAUCAAAGCCAUCUAG
Molecule: messenger RNA, 873 nt
Organism: Trichoplax adhaerens
Lineage: Eukaryota; Metazoa; Placozoa; Uniplacotomia; Trichoplacea; Trichoplacidae
Exons: 1
Coding region: 1-873 (290 amino acids)
Biological process (GO): proteasome-mediated ubiquitin-dependent protein catabolic process; multicellular organism development
Cellular component (GO): cytoplasm
Molecular function (GO): ubiquitin conjugating enzyme binding; ubiquitin protein ligase activity; zinc ion binding
Source: RefSeq, a predicted model, not a curated record